UGGGCGCACGUGGGUCAGGGUAAACAGCACGCCAGCGCGCCCCCGUGCGCGUGUCUGGUCUCCAGAACCUCAGUAAAGCCUCGCGGACUGUACUGCUGCGCGCACACGGCGGAACAAUGCGGCUCAGAAAGCUGGUUUUUCUUCGUGUGCUCUUGCUAGUGCUUAGCUGCCAUGUGUGUGUGGGCUACGUAUUUCAAGCCCGUCAGGCAACCGAGGAGAAGGAGAAGAUUACCUCACAACCUAAAAUAUCUAAAUGGGAAAGCACAGCUGGGUCUUGUAAAGGACGGUGCUUUGAGCUGGAGGAGGCAGAGCCUCCUGGAUGCAGAUGUGAUAAUCUGUGUAAGACCUUCUAUAGCUGCUGCUCUGACUUUGAUCAACAGUGUCUGAAAACCGCUGGAGGUUUUGAGUGUACCGCUGAGCGGUGUGGCGAGAGCCGAAAUGAGGAAUAUGCAUGCCACUGUUCGGAGGACUGUUUGGAGAAAGGAGACUGCUGCACCAACUACAAAGCUCUCUGCAAAGGUGAAAGUCAGUGGUUGGAUGGAGACUGUGAGGAGAUUAGCGCCCCCGAAUGUCCUGCAGGAUUUGUGCGUCCUCCUCUCUUUAUCAUCUCUCUGGAUGGAUUCCGCGCCUCUUACAUUAAGAAAGGGGAAUCUGUCAUUCCCAACAUCCAUAAACUAAGAACAUGUGGGACACGCUCUCCUCAUAUGCGGCCGAUGUAUCCUUCAAAAACGUUCCCUAACCUCUACACCCUCGCCACGGGGAUGUACCCAGAGUCGCAUGGCAUUGUGUGUAACUCCAUGUAUGAUCCAGUGUUUGAUGCAAACUUCAAUCUACGUGGGAGAGAGAAGCUGAAUCCCCGCUGGUGGGGUGGGCAACCGAUCUGGGUAACGGCAGAGAAACAGGGGGUGAAGGCAGCCACAUUUUUUUGGCCUUGGGUGAUACCACUGGAGAGAAGGAUUCUGACCAUGCUACGUUGGCUCCACCUGCCUGAUGAUGAAAGGCCGUAUGUGUAUGCUGUCCACUCAGAGCAGCCCGAUGCAUUCGGUCACAGACUGGGCCCGUUAAGCAAUGAGCUGGAUAACCCACUAAGAGAGAUUGAUAACAUCAUCGGUCAGUUGAUGAACGGUCUAAAGCAGAUGAACCUCCACCGCUGUGUGAAUGUCAUCAUAGUAGGCGACCACGGAAUGGAGGAGGCCCACUGUGACCGUACAGAGUAUCUCAGCUCAUACGGACUCAACGUUAAUGAGCUUACGCUUAUCCCGGGAUCAUCUGGAAGGUUGCGCCCUAAAAAUCAGAGCCUGCCAUACGACCCAAAAGAGCUUGUGGCUAAUUUAACAUGUAAAAUGCCCAAUCAGCACUUUAAGGCCUAUCUGAAGCAGGACCUGCCCAAACGCCUGCACUACGCCAAGAAUCGCAGGAUAGAGGAUGUUCACCUGCUCAUGGAGAGGAAGUGGCUCGUAGCCAUGAACCGGUUACCCGGCAGCUGUGGCUAUUUUGGAGAUCACGGCUUUGAUAACAAAAUGAACAGCAUGCAGACAAUCUUUUUGGGAUACGGGCCGAGUUUCAAGUUCAGGACGGAAGUUCCUGCCUUUGAGAAUAUUGAGCUUUACAACGUAAUGUGUGACCUCCUGGGCUUGACUCCCGCACCUAAUAACGGCACACACGGCAGUCUGAACGCCAUGCUCAAAGACCCUCCGUACACACCCAUACAGCCGGACGAAGUGACAUCACCAAAACCUCUGGAUUCUACUGAGACUUCGCUGGCUUUCUACAACCUGGGCUGCAGCUGUGAUGAUGAGAAUAUGAUCAAGGAGAGUGAAGACAGAUUUGUCGCAGACGACGCUGCUUUGUUUAACAAUGGAACCCACCUGCCAUUUGGCCGGCCUGCCGUUCUGUUCCAGACAUCGUACUCGUUACUGCAGCACUCGGACUAUAUCAGCGCAUACAGUUACGAGCUGCAGAUGCCCCUUUGGACAGCGUUUACCCUCACACCACAGAUAAAGAGCACUGCCCCACCAUUCCCAGGUUCAGACUGCGUAAGAGCAGACGUGCGAAUUCCUCCUGAGUACACCCAGACGUGCGACUCCGACAACCAGGAUCUCAAGAUCAUCCGUGGAUUCCUGUACCCACCUGGUUUUGCGAUCACUCCUGAAUCCAGAAAUGAUGCGUCACUGAUCACCAACACAGUGCCCAUGUACCCUGCCUUUAAGAGAAUAUGGAGCUACCUGCAGAUGAUAGUGUUGAGGCGCUACACUGAAGAGAGAAACAGCAUCAAUGUUGUGACUGGACACAUAUUUGAUUACGACUUUGAUGGAGUGAGAGACACGGUGGAGAAAAUCAAAGAACAUGCAGGCACCUCUGCCCCGGUCCCUACUCAUUUCUACAUGAUAAUAACAAACUGUGAUGAAGAAAAUACAACAGUGGAGGAGUGUUCAGGAUCAAUUUCCAGCGUCUCUUUCAUCCUCCCGCAUCGCCCAGAUAACUCUGAAAGCUGCAAUAGUUCGGAGGAGCCAUCUCAGUGGGUGGAGGAGAUCCUGCGCACACACACGGCUCGCAUACGUGACGUGGAAUUGCUCACCGGACUAGAUUUCUACCGCUCCAUCUCGCUGCCCUACACAAGCACACUUGCUCUGAAAACCUAUCUUCACACUUUCGAGGAAAACAUCUAACCACUGGUGGAGCAACAUCAGUACACACCACUUCACCUCUCUUCCUGGAUCUGCUGAUCAUUUGGUGUAUAGUUUUUAUACAGUGUGUCAUAUUUAUUGCUCAUUUCAAAUAUGAUGGUACAAUGUUCCAAACAGUUUAGACACUUUCGACUCACUAAACAUAUCUGUUAUAGAGUGUGAAGUACAUUGGGUUAUUUUGAGUAUCUUUGUGGUGUAUGUUUGUGUUGGUGCAUGUGUUUGCUAGCAUGAGGAGAGGUUUUAUGUGGAGAUCAGUGCUCCGGAUCACUCUGAUAGUAAUGUGACCACAGAGUUAAAGUUUCACAUAAAGGGACUUCCAGCAAGGCAUGUGCUUUAGUCCCUUUCAUGACAGUUUACAAUGUUACUACAAUAAUAUAUUUGCAGAAUUACCACACUUACAUGUUCUUAAAGGGGGAGCCAUCUGCUGGCUAUGAAGUGAAUCACAAUAUUACUUUUUUUUUUUCUUUUUUUUUACAAUCCUUCCCCUUUUCCAUCAACUAACCCCACCCUGUUUUGUUGAAACAUUGUAUGCCUCGUGCGUGGAAGCUAAUUUCUGGGCCGGACGAGAAAUGCAAAUAGACACCUUAAUAAGAAAAAGAACCUAGUGAUAUUCUACACAUCAUUAUUGUGGAUCAGUUUUCCCUAAAAACUGUGUUUAAGAUUAUAUGACUACUAUAACUACAAAUGCAUUUUAAAAAGUCCAGCAAAGCUGUGGAGCAUUGCAGUUGGAUCUUUAAAGCUCUUUAGCUCAUUAGUGUACACCAUGCGUUUUAUAACCAAGGUUUUUUGUAGCACCUGUACAGGCUAUGGUGUGCUUUGAAAAAAAAAACCCUGUUUUCUGGCAUAUGUACAUACAGUACAGAGAAAUCCAUAUGCCAGCUUGUUCAGUGUUUAGGGUCUCUGCCCUGGAGUGCUUAGAGUCUGAUAGUUCUAUCCUAAUGGUGCCAAUUCUCUUGUAUUCAAAUGCAAAUUAACCAGCAAACCCUGCUCGAUAACUAACGCUACCUACUGAGCUAAUAGAUGUAUAUUUAGGAUUAAGCUACCAAGCAAAAAUUAACAACUGGAAUGCCUUCUACAUACACACAUUUUGACUAUUAUAGCUAAGAGAAACUGUUAACCUAUGGAGUAAUUAUAUUUUGGAAUUAUUAUAUUUCAAUAUUUUCUUUGAAUUUAUUUUUAACUAUUAUAUUAUAUUAUAUAAUAUUAUAUUAUAUAAUAUUAUAUUAUAUUAUAUUGUGUGUUGCAUGUGUGUUAUAUUUGUUAGUUAUGCAAUAGUGACAAAUUAAAGGAAAAUCUGACAAAAA
Molecule: messenger RNA, 3991 nt
Organism: Clarias gariepinus (North African catfish)
Lineage: Eukaryota; Metazoa; Chordata; Actinopteri; Siluriformes; Clariidae
Gene: enpp2l
Product: ectonucleotide pyrophosphatase/phosphodiesterase family member 2
Exons: 25
Coding region: 117-2669 (850 amino acids)
Biological process (GO): immune response; phosphatidylcholine catabolic process
Molecular function (GO): phosphodiesterase I activity; zinc ion binding; calcium ion binding
Source: RefSeq, a predicted model, not a curated record